CUGCAACCUAAUCACGACAAUUCACGAACACAAACCAAAGUACUGAACCAACUUGCCUACCAUUCAUCGUCAUUGUGGUUUCAAUUUGCAUAGAAAACUGUUCAUAAUCCUCUUUCUCUCUCUGAGAGAACGAAGGAACAGCGACAAUAAUGCAAACGUCGUCGAAGACCAUCUCUGCGGCUCUGCAACUGGUGGACGCCAAGAAAGAGAAUUUGAAGAAAGCCUACGACGAUCUCCAAUCCCAUUCCUCUCUCCUCUCUUCCUCCUCCUUCCCUCUUUCUUGGUCGCAAAUCGACUCCCACUUCACCUCCCUCCACAACUCCCUCUCUGAACGAUUUCACCUUCUUCAGACCCUCGAAUCCCAACAGCAGCACACUCACCCACCUUCCUCUCCCUCCAAAGAUCCCACCUUUCCACCCUCCCGCUCCGACCCAUCAUCGCAAAACGACGUCACAUUGCCCAAACCCCACGCGGAACGCAUUAUCGCCCUCUGCAGCAGCGUGGACGGAAAAGGGUUGCGGGACUACGUUGGGGAUCAUUUCAAAGACAAGGUUGCGUUCGAGGUUGACCUUCAGACUGCCCUCAAGCGUGCUUCCGAUCCCGCUUCGAUGAUUCUCGAUGCACUGGACGGUGUCGUGGGUGCGAAUGUGGUGAAAGAUGACAAGGAAUUGCGCAAAAGGAAGCGGACUUGUGGGUUCUUGUUUCAGCAGUUGAGGGCUGCGUCCGUUCAUGUGAGUUUUAAGGUGCUUAAGAGAGCAAGGAGGUUGUGUGUGGAGUGGAAGGGGAGCUUGCCCAGUGAAGGUGGUGAAGGUGUUGGGGCCAUGACUUUCUUGCAGUUUGUGGCGGCUUAUGGGUUGUUAUCUGAAUUGACAGAUAAUGAGAUUCUCACUUUCUCUGCCAUGGCUGCUGCUAAUGAUGAUCUUCCCGAGCUCUACCGAAGUAUCGGUUUAACGGAGAAAGUCCCAGGUCUUAUUCAGAAACUUGUUGACAGGUGCAGACAUAUUCUGGCUGUCAAGUAUAUUUUUGAGUUCAAUCUUGCGGAUAAGAUUCCACCGAUUCCCAUUUUGAAAGCUCACGUGAAUGAAUCUCAGAAACUUGCUAAAAAACUUUCUGAGGAAGGGAAGUCACUAAAUGAAAUCACAGCCAGAGAAGUCCAUGCUCUGAAAUCGGCAAUCAAGGUUAUUGAAAGUCAUAAUCUUCAAUCGCAAUAUCCACCUGAAAGCCUUCAACAGCGUUUAGAACAAUUGACGAAGCAAAAGGCAAAUUUAAAAUAUGCUGCAUCGGCUUUUUCUGCAAGGCCCCCCUCUCAUCAGCAGCAACAAAGUGGGAUCAAGCGUCCUCGAAUUUCUGCCCCCAUUGGUUCUGCAGCUGUCCUGAAUAGUGUCGGUGGUGCCAGUUCAACUGCUCACCACUACAAACAUCCUCAUUUCCAGUCAUCAGGUUUGUUGCCGGAGCAACGACCUUUUUUCCAUUCACCAGGUUUGUUGUUGGAACAACAACCUCAUUUUCAGUCAUCAGGUUUGUUGCCUGAUCAACAACCUCGUUUCCAGUCACCCGGUUUGUUGCUGGAACAUCGAAGUCCCUACAUUAACUUGCCAACCAUGUCAUAUGGCAUGAAGGCUCCAACCCCAACCAUCUUGCCUUAUACAGGCGCUGCAACUGGGCCUUAUGGUCUUGAUGAUGUCCCAAUGGGUUCCAGUGGUAACCUCGGUCAACGUGGUUCUCAUCCAAAUUCAUCAGAGCCACUUAUGCCGUCUGGUUAUCAUGAUAGUGUCUCUGCCUAUGGUGGUUAUGGUCAUCAGCGCUAUCAUCGAACAUCUUAUCCUCAGUAGUUCAAGAAAUUGCUUUUACUUUUGAAUACUAAACUCCUGGCUUGGUGGCUUUGGUAUUAGUUUUUCAUUGACUUUGCA
Vigna angularis (adzuki bean) is the source of this 1910-nucleotide messenger RNA. Its product is annotated as FRIGIDA-like protein 1. The record is from RefSeq and is a predicted model, not a curated record. Bases 150 to 1832 code for a protein of 560 amino acids. The transcript has 3 exons. Lineage: Eukaryota; Viridiplantae; Streptophyta; Magnoliopsida; Fabales; Fabaceae.